Messenger RNA from Aspergillus niger, 933 nucleotides. RefSeq lists its product as uncharacterized. Bases 1 to 933 code for a protein of 310 amino acids. Lineage: Eukaryota; Fungi; Ascomycota; Eurotiomycetes; Eurotiales; Aspergillaceae. Gene Ontology annotation, cellular component: mitochondrial matrix. Gene Ontology annotation, biological process: cytosolic ribosome assembly. The record is from RefSeq and is a predicted model, not a curated record. The transcript is spliced from 5 exons.
AUGAUGUCCCUCCGCACUCUCGCUCGCUCCGUGCCUCGCACCAUCUCGCGCUCUGUCGCUGUCUCUUCCCGCUCCGCCGUUUCCCGGCCGCUGUCCGCAGUCCCCAAGAAUGCUUUCCAGUCUUCUCUGAAGCAGAUUACGAGACCUUCCUAUGCUGCUUUCUCGACGUCUCGCGCUUUCAAGCAGUCCCCUGCUGAAGGUGAUGUUGAGCUCGUCGCCAAGCUUGAGGACGAACUGAAGCACGAGAAGGCUUCUGGCCUCGAGGACCUCGAGUCCUCUGUUCAGAACAUCCAGUAUGUUCUUCAGAACAACUCUUGGGAGGUCAAGGACGUCCCUGGUGAGCAGGAGGUUGUCCUGACGAAGAAGUUCGGCAACGAAGAGAUCCGCCUCACCUUCACCGUCGCCGACCUUCAGAACCUGAGCGAGCAGGAGGACUUCGAUGACGCUGCUCUCGAUGAGAUGGACUUCGGUGGCCACCAGCCUGUCAACCAGGGCCGCUCUGGCAACGUCUCUCAGCACUCCGAAGACCGUGUCGCUCCCGCUGACCGUGAGGGCGAUGAACUGGACCGCGACCUUGAGCCUAGCUUCCCUGCCCGUGUCAACAUCACCGUUGAGAAGCCCAGCAACGGCGCCCUCCUGAUCCAGACUGUUGCUCAGGACGGCCUGUUCCAGAUUGAGGAGGUCUCCUACUUCAACAAGUCCGACCUGGCCCACGCUCAGACUGCCGAGAAGGACUGGACCAGACAGAGCAUGUACGCUGGUCCUCCCUUCGAGAACCUCGAUGAGGACCUGCAGACCUUCCUCGAGCGCUACCUCGACGAGAGGGGAAUCAACGCCGAGCUUGCCAACAUGAUCCCCGACUACAUCCAGGUUAAGGAGCAGAAGGAGUACGUUCGCUGGCUCGAGAACGUCAAGAACUUCGUCUCCGCUUAA